UGGACGUCUCUCCUGCUGUAGACUUGACGCAUGCGUAACUGUCGUCUAGUCGCUCUGCUCAAAGGCACCGAGGCGGAGAGGGUUUCUCUCCACUCACCUGCAUUCAGGCACGGCGGCUCUCCUGCGCUCAUAGGCCGGGAACAGCUCUGCUGGAUACGUCCGGAGGACCGGCUCCGCACCGGCCGUCCUUCCGCAGAUGGUCUUUGUCUGCAGGCAGGGGAUCUGGAAACCCGGGCCCGCUGCGGGAGCGGGGAGGAGGCCUCGGAGCUCCCCUGUUCUGAUCCAUAAAAGAGCAGCGACAGCCCGGAUGCAUCUCUACUAGCAGGUCGGCUAGCAUCCAUCCAGAGCGGGGCUCGGGAGGCAGCGAGCAGGCCGGAUAAAGGGACCGAUUCGUGCUGCUUCGGGUCGAGGUUUCUACUGGAUUUUAUUUGGGCUUUAUUUUUCUGCGGGUUAUUCUUUAAAUCUGGAAAUCGCGGGACUGGAGGCCGGCUAGCUGCGAGCUAGCUGCCCAGGAUUACCAGGGUAACCAGACAGCUGAGGCUCCGCAGUAAAACAGACCGUCUCCCGGUGAUCUCUGACCCGCUGACAGACCUCACCGGAGGCCGGGGCGCAGCGAUGGCUGCCUUAAUCAGAAUCCGGGGGAUUGUGAGCAGGAACAAAAGGCGGUACCAGGAGGACGGCUUCGACCUGGACCUGACCUACAUUUAUCCAAACAUCAUCGCGAUGGGUUUCCCCGCCGAGCGGCUGGAGGGCGUUUACAGGAACAACAUCGACGACGUGGUUCGGUUUUUAGACUCGAAGCACAAGAAUCACUAUAAGAUCUACAACCUAUGUGCGGAGCGACAUUACGACUCAUCAAAGUUCAACUGCCAAGUCGCUCAGUACCCGUUCGAGGACCACAACCCGCCCCAGCUGGAGCUGAUAAAGCCGUUCUGCGAGGACCUGGACAAGUGGCUGAGCGAGGACGAGCAGCACGUCGCCGCCAUCCACUGCAAGGCGGGAAAGGGCCGCACCGGCGUGAUGAUCUGCGCCUACCUGCUGCACCGGGGCAAGUUCCAGGAAGCUCAGGAGGCCCUCGACUUCUACGGGGAGGUCCGCACCCACGACAAGAAGGGUGUGACCAUCCCGAGCCAGCGGCGCUACGUUGUCUACUACAACUUCCUGCUGAAGAACCAGCUGCAGUACAAACCGGUGGCUCUGCUCUUCCACAAGAUGCUGUUUGAAACCAUCCCCAUGUUCACCGGAGGCACCUGCAGUGAGUCUCGAGCAGUAAGUCUGCUGUCGCUUCGAGCGACUUCAGUUGAAUUAACGGGUGUCCCUGUGCUCCCCGCAGACCCCCAGUUUGUCGUGUACCAGCUGAAGGUGAAGAUCCACACCUCUAACCCCGGCCACACCCGCAGGGAAGACAAACUGAUGCUGUUUGAGUUCCCGCAGCCACUUCCUGUCUGUGGAGACAUCAAGGUGGAGUUCUUCCACAAGCAGAACAAGGUGCUGAAGAAGGAGAAGAUGUUCCAUUUCUGGAUCAACACCUUCUUCAUCCCGGGUCCGGAGGAAGUCCCAGAGAGGAUGGAGAACGGCAGCGCGGGGACACCCAGAGAGCUGUUUGACAGGACGCCGCAGACCCCGAUGACGCCGGGAAGCGAAACCAACGACAGAGACUACCUGGUCCUCACGCUGACCAAGAACGACCUGGACAAGGCCAACAAGGACAAGGCCAACAGGAACUUCUCCCCGAACUUCAAGGUGAAACUGUUCUUCACCAAGACGGUAGAAGAAGGAGCCAACUGUGACGCGAGCAGCACGUCCUCGAUGACGCCAGACGCCAGCGACAACGAACCGGAUCACUACCGCUACUCGGACACGACGGACUCGGACCCUGAGAACGAGGGGUUUGAAGACGAAGACCACAAUCAGAUCACAAAAGUCUGACACACACGCACUCUCUCUAAUACGCAAACAUACAGUUAUAUACGUGUAUAUAUAUCUCCAGUAUGUAUGUAUGUAUGUAUACACUCGUGAACCCAGACGAAGACUAGCGGGCGGUUAGCUAACGGGGAGUAUCGCCGGCGGACCGCAGCUGAUCAGUGGGACUCUGAUCAGAAAACUUUCGC
Maylandia zebra (zebra mbuna) is the source of this 2111-nucleotide messenger RNA. NCBI's taxonomy places the organism in Eukaryota, Metazoa, Chordata, Actinopteri, Cichliformes, Cichlidae. The record is from RefSeq and is a predicted model, not a curated record.